AUGGCAACAGACCGCGCCGCAGGGUCCGACUUCACAACCAAAAGCCGCAUUCUGGACACAGGGGCGUCGAUCGUCCAGGACUUCCGCCCCGUCAAGCAGAUCUGCGCUUUUCUGAAUGCGUUGCACGUCUACGCGUCGGAUCCGACGCGCGUCGUGGAGGCGAAUCAUUACUGUACGCAUUUGACGGAGGACAUCCGACAAUGCCUUAUCUACGACACCUCAAACGCCGGCGCCCGCCUUAUCGGGGUCGAAUACAUGAUCUCGCCGCAGCUCUACAACGAGCUGCCCCAGGAGGAGCGCGAGCUGUGGCAUUCGCACCUCUACGAGGUCAAGAGCGGCAUGCUGAUCAUGCCGGCGCCGGCGGGCACGCCGCAGAUCGUCUGGACGGCCGCCGAGACGGCCGAGAUGAAGGACAUCAUCGGCCUGUACGGCAAGACGUACCACUUCUGGCAGGUCGACCGUGGCGACAAGGUGCCCCUGGGGACGCCCCAGUUGAUGGCCAGUCUGAUCUCGGACGACAUGGCGAACAAGAUCCAUCCGGGAGGACGGAAGGCGUUGCUGGCGGAUCGCGAUUCUCGGUUUGGAGUCAACCACGAGGAGAAGGCAGAGACUCGGAAGGACAUUCCGGUGCCUGAGAAGCAUCCUGAUGCGGACGCAAUGCUGCGAGGUAGACUGCCAUAG
This is a messenger RNA of Rasamsonia emersonii CBS 393.64, 681 nucleotides long. RefSeq names its product DUF1264 domain protein. The transcript has 3 exons. The record is from RefSeq and is a predicted model, not a curated record. NCBI's taxonomy places the organism in Eukaryota, Fungi, Ascomycota, Eurotiomycetes, Eurotiales, Trichocomaceae. Bases 1 to 681 code for a protein of 226 amino acids.